Messenger RNA from Brassica napus (rape), 1950 nucleotides. Its product is annotated as proline-rich protein 4-like. The record is from RefSeq and is a predicted model, not a curated record. The transcript has 2 exons. NCBI's taxonomy places the organism in Eukaryota, Viridiplantae, Streptophyta, Magnoliopsida, Brassicales, Brassicaceae. The coding region runs from base 243 to 1766 and encodes 507 amino acids.
AAUUAUUGUUGGUAAAAAAUAAAAUAAGAAAGCUUAAGAAGUAAUAAUCAAGAUCCGUUUUUGAAAAUUGCUAUGAUAAGACCAUUAUAUAUACGAGAGGGAGUCUCGCUAUAAUCAUAUCAUCUUCUUCACUAAUACUCAAAUCAUAUAACAUAUAGUUUCUUUCUUCUUGUAAACUACAUUUUCCGGAAAGGAAAGUGUCGUAGUACUGUGUCAAAAAAUCUCAGAGGGUGAGAAUCCCAAUGAGGAUCUUACCAGAACCUCGAGGUUCGGUUCCAUGCCUCCUUCUCCUCCUGUCCGUUGUCUUUUCAGCGACUCUAUCUCUCGCUCGCGUCGUCGAAGUUGUUGGUAACGCCGAGAGCAAGAUCAAAACCCCCCAUGCAUUCUCAGGACUCCGAGUGACGAUUGACUGUAAGGUGAAUAAAGGGCAUUUUGUUACAAAAGCUUCUGGAAACAUUGAUGAAGACGGAAAGUUCGGUCUGAAAGUUCCUACUCAUGACAUUGUCUCCGAGGACGGAGCUUUGAAGGAGGAGUGUUAUGCUCAGCUUCAUAGCGCGGUAGGAACACCUUGCCCGGCUCAUGACGGCCUAGAGUCCAACCAGAUCGUGUUUCUAUACAAAUCUGGAGACAAACACGUUUUGGGUCUCAAACAAAAUCUCAAAUUUUCACCUGAACUUUGUGUUUCCAAAUUCUUUUGGCCUAUGCCUAAGUUCCCUCCUUUUAAGGGAUUUGAUCACCCUUUCCCUCUACCUCCACCUUUGGAGCUUCCACCGUUUCCUAAACCUUGCCCACCACCUCCGGUUCCAGUGUACGAGCCACCUCCAAAGGUGGAGCAUCCACCACCUGUCCCGGUUUACAAGCCACCUCCAAAGGUAGAGCACCCACCUCCAGUUCCGGUUUACAAGCCGCCUCCAAAGGUAGAGCACCCACCUCCAGUUCCGGUUUACAAGCCGCCUCCAAAGGUAGAGCACCCACCUCCAGUCCCGGUUUACAAGCCACCUCCAAAGGUAGAGCACCCACCUCCAGUUCCGGUUUACAAGCCGCCUCCAAAGGUAGAGCACCCACCUCCGGUUCCGGUUUACAAGCCGCCUCCAAAGGUAGAGCACCCACCUCCGGUUCCGGUUUACAAGCCACCUCCAAAGGUAGAGCACCCACCUCCGGUUCCAGUACACAAGCCACCAACAAUCCCCAAGAAGCCAUGCCCGCCUAAGUCGCCAAAGAUUGAGCUUCCACCGCCAGUGCCAGUUCACAAACCACCGACUAAGAAGCCUUGUCCGCCCAAGCCACCAAAGAAAGUUGAUCCGCCACCGGUUCCAGUCCACAAGCCGCCGCCGAAAAUAGUCCUUCCACCGCCGGUACCAAUCCACAAGCCGCCAAAGAAGCCGUGCCCGCCUAAAGCGCCAAAGAUCAAGCUUCCACCACCAGUACCGGUUUACAAGCCACCACCGAAGAUAGAGCAUCCACCAAUCUACGUGCCACCGGUGAUCCCGAAGAAGCCAUGCCCGCCCAAAGCGCCGAAGGUCGAUCCACCACCGGUUCCGGUCUACAAGCCGCCACCGAAGAUAGAGCAUCCACCAAUCUACGUGCCACCAGUGAUCCCAAAGAAGCCGUGUCCUCCGCCGGUACCAAUCUACGUGCCACCGGUGGUGAUUCCGAAGAAGCCAUGUCCGCCACUUCCACCACUUCCAAAGUUUCCGCCUCUUCCUCCUAAAUACAUUCACCACCCCAAGUUCGGCAAAUGGCCUCCGUUGCCGACUCACCCUUGAGAGUUUAAUACAUAUACUUGUAUGUAAUCAACGUGUUGCUUUUAAAAUAUUUUUAAAAAUAUUAUCCCUGCAUGUUUGAAAUUUGGUUUGUUUUGCGACUUUCAUCUUUGUCUACUUUCUCUCCGAGUUUUAAGUGUAGACUGUUUGUUCAUCUCUUCCAGGAAUAAUAUGGUAAUUAAUAUUA